ACGAGGAAUUUUACCUGACUGCGUGCAGGAGUUAAAACAUCUCCAGAAGAUGGCAGUAGAGUCACUCUAUGAAUUCAAACCGCCGUUAAAACCAACGAAGAGACACAAACAUCACCCGCUGUUAGUUUACUUGAGAUUUAUUUUUAACGUACUUGUUGUUUUUCUCUCUUGAGUGUUUUAUUGAGUGUAAACAGAGUCUUGUCUCUGUGUAUUUUAGUGUUGAUGAUGGAUGUGAUGUGCUGUAAAUCCGUAGGAACUGAUCUGUCCAUGCUGGAUAUUGAUGAUUUCAUCACAGAAAUCUCUCAGCUGAAGAAAGAGGUGGCGUUACUGGAGACAAAGCUGAGGUUAAGAGGAGAUGAAGUACUGAAGAGAGAGGACUCCGAGCUCAGUCUGACUUUACUCUGUUAUACUGAGUCAAAGCCCACAGACGCUCAGGACACUACAGUGUGUGACAGUAAUCAGGGCUUACAGGAUGAGGAAUCUACUGAUCAAACCUCCACAGAGUCUCUGGAUUCUGUCUGGAACGCUGGAGAACAGCAGCAGAUCCUGCAGACCAAACUCAAGAUGUGUUCAGUCAAACCCAUGGACUGCUCGAACCUCACGAUGGAGAUAAAAACUGAACCAACAGAAAUAAUAACUGAAACCACAGCAGAUGAAUAUGAAGACAAUCACAAUGAUGCUUAUGAUUUUAUUCUGACAGAUGUGAAGAGUGAUUUAUGUUCGGAUGGAAAAAUAACGUCCUCGACUCUUUCCUGCAUCACCGGUGGAGAGACUUUGAGCUCACAGAGACAUUUAAAGAGAAAACACACAGAACAGAAACUCUGCACCAGAUCUAAAAUCAGCUUAACUACCUUACAAGAGAAGGAACUUCAUUCACAAGAGCACAAAGAGAAGAAGAUAAAGUUUCACUGUCAGCAGUGUGGAAAGGAUUUUGGCUUCUUAUCUUAUCUGAAACGUCACAUAAGUAAACACAGUCAUGAAAAACCUUUCCACUGCACUGAAUGUGGCAGAUGUUUCAGCAGGAAAACAACUCUUGAUGUUCAUCAGAGAAUUCACACAGGAGAAAAACCAUACGAGUGUUCUCACUGUGAGAAGAGAUUCAACCACAAAUCUAAUCUGAGGAAACAUGUGCUUAUACACACCAAUGAGAGACCGUAUCAGUGCAGUGAAUGUGACAAAGCCUUUAGGGAUUCAAGGUUAUUAAAAUCACACCAGAAUAUUCACUCUGAAGAGAAACCCUAUCAAUGUUCACACUGUGAUAAACGUUUCUGUCAGAAAUCUCAGCUGAUACUCCAUGAGAGAAUUCACAAUGGAGAAAAAACUUUCCACUGCACUGAAUGUGGCAGAUAUUUCAGCAGGAAAACAAAUCUUGUUAUUCAUCAGAGAAUUCACACAGGAGAAAAACCAUACAAGUGUCCUCACUGUGAGAAGAGAUUCAACCACAAACCUCAUCUGAAGAGUCAUGUGCGUAUACACACCAAUGAGAGACCGCAUCAGUGCAGUCAAUGUGACAAAGCCUUUAGGGAUUCAAGUUCAUUAAAAUUACACCAGACAAUUCACUCUGAAGAAAAACACUAUCAAUGUUCACACUGUGAUAAACGUUUCUGUCAGAAAUCUCAGCUGAUAGUCCAUGAGACAAUUCACACUGGAGUAAAAAUCUCAUCACUGUAAUGUUUGUGGGAAGAGUUUUAGGCAACAUGCUAAGGUUUUAAAGCACCAGCGAGUUCAUACAGGAGAGAAAACUUACAAAUGCUCUCAGUGUGAGAAGACGUUUGCUCGAUCAGAACACUUAAAAGCCCAUCAGAGAGUUCAUACUGGAGAGAAACCUUACGUCUGCUCAAUCUGUGGAAAGAGCUUCCCACAUUUAUUUAGUUUUAGAGUUCAUGAGAGAGUUCACACUGGAGAGAACCCUCAUCACUGUAGUGUCUGUGGGAAGAGUUUCAGUCAACGUGAACAUUUAGUGAGACACCAGAGAAAUCAUACAGGUGAAAGACCUUACAAAAGAUCUCAGUGUGAGAAGUCGUUUACUCAGUCAAGUAAUUAAAAGUCCAUGAGAGAGUUCAAACAGGAGAGAAACCUUCAUGUCUGCUCGAUCUGUGGAGAGAGAUUCUUAUUCUGGAAGUCUUCAGCAUCAUCAGAAGAAACACGCUAAAGAACGAAGUACACUGAAAUCAUUGUAGUGUUUGUCUUGACACACUGGUUGUGUAUAUGCGAUGAGAAUAUUUGAUUCGAUAAUGUACUACAACAAAAACAAUUUAUUUCUAUGACUUUACAUUGACCUUGGUUAUUUGUGGUGCCAAAAGCAAAGAUUUAGUUCUCAUCGCCAGGUAACAUUUAUAAACUCUCUAAAUUUUUACUAUUAAUGUUUUUGUGUGAUUGAUCAGUGUGUUAUAUUGCUUGAAUUGAAUGUUGAAUUAAUUCGUCGUGGCCCAUGUAGCAGUGCUUCUCCUUCUGAGAAUAUAGUUCUCAGUAUAUAUACUGUUAAAAGAUGGCUGUGUCUCAUAUCACCUUGUUAUUUGUACAUUGUGUGACUAUACAAAUCACAACACAUUAAUAGGAAAAUGUUUGCGUUAUUUUGUCACUUAUUGGGAGCAGUUUGCUAGCUGGAGCCAUUCACUUCCAGACUUUGUGCUAAGCUAGCGAGGGCUGCGUCAGACAGAGUUACACCACGCACGGAAAUGAGAAAGGUAUGUAUGGACUUCUCUAACUAAGGGGGAUACGGUGAAUAAUCUAAAUUCCCAAAAUCUGGGCGUGUUCCUUUAAGGUUUUUGCAGCAGAAGACUUCAUCAAAUUACUGAUGUGUUGUCAAGCAGUUUAAAUUGGAGAAGUCCAAAUAACUUCUGUUGUCGUUUAAUUUGAUUUACAAUUUUAAGUGUUUUUCCUUUGUGAGUUAAAGUAUCUACAAAAGAAAGUUAUUGAUUUGUAAAAUGUUUUAAUAAAGAAAUGCUGACCCAAAAAACUGAAUCUACCAUGUAUAGCAAUGAGCAACAUCAGAAUAUGGAGCUAUUUAACACUUUAAUUUUUUGAGCGUUUGGUCUGCAUUUUUGUAAUGACUAUUGCAAUGGAUUUUUUUGGUCCAUCUAGGAACAAAGUGAUGAAAAGGAUGAAAAUGAGACGAGCCCUUGUCCUUUGUGCACGACCUGUGUACCUGCGUGAAGAUGUCUUCAAGUUCUUCAGGAACUGCAAUUCACCAGAUGGUCCAGACCUCACUGACACUCCGGUGGCUCUCUUGAACAGUCUUCAUGUAUGACCCUACUGAUGGUGCCCUCUUCAGCCCUGAGAGGAUCAGUAUUGUCGUGGAGGAUGAAAUACUUGUGAGUGGUCCCAUAAAUCUGGUUUGACUAAUUUCUCCUGCUCUUUGGGUACAUCUAUGCAAUAGACUUUCAGUACCCAAAGAAUCACGAGCUUACAUUGAGAUUUAUCCCAAAAGUUGCCAUGCGUCUUGAGGACAACAAACCACUGAAAUGGCGUCUAUUGAUGCUGAAGAAUGAUUUGUUAAAUGAGUGGAGAAUGGAUUAUUUGUUGAGAUUUUUAGGAUAUUUAGAUAUUUAGUGUCCCCCCCCCUCUUUAUAAAUGUAACCCUUUGCCUCUUUUACCUCAGAUUUAAGACGUGACACUAUUUGCCUGUUCUACCUCAGAUUUAAUACAUUUAUUGUUAAAUAUGAAAAACAUUGACAUUCAAUUCAUGCACUAUACAUGUUUAAUGUUUUGUUGCCUUAUGCCUACCUUGAUGUUGCCAGCUGAAGUAUGGCACAGUAGAAACCAGCACUUUAUUCAAAUGUUUAAUUUAAAGAAAAAGUGAUUUGCAGCCUUCAAGGUACAGUAGUGGGAAAAUGUUUUUAAAUCGUGUUAAAUGACUCCACAUUCUAAUAGUUGUUAUUGCUGUUGAGGAUAGAUUAUACUUAGAAUCUUGUUAAAUUAUAUCUCAAAUCCUUUGUGAGUUUUAAUCCUAAUUUUUACUGAAUAUAAUGAAAUAUUAUUAGAACCAAAAUACUGAAUCUACCCUCUGAAGCAUUGACCACCAUCAGAAUAUGGAAAUAAU
Paramisgurnus dabryanus is the source of this 4042-nucleotide messenger RNA. The record is from RefSeq and is a predicted model, not a curated record. NCBI's taxonomy places the organism in Eukaryota, Metazoa, Chordata, Actinopteri, Cypriniformes, Cobitidae.